Messenger RNA from Helobdella robusta, 870 nucleotides. RefSeq lists its product as hypothetical. Gene Ontology annotation, molecular function: glycylpeptide N-tetradecanoyltransferase activity. Gene Ontology annotation, cellular component: cytoplasm. NCBI's taxonomy places the organism in Eukaryota, Metazoa, Annelida, Clitellata, Rhynchobdellida, Glossiphoniidae. The record is from RefSeq and is a predicted model, not a curated record. Gene Ontology annotation, biological process: N-terminal peptidyl-glycine N-myristoylation. The annotation marks the transcript as partial. The transcript has 6 exons.
GGAGAAGAUGGAUCUCUUCUAAAAAAAAAAAGUAAGAAGAAAAAGAAAGGUAAAGAUGCAAAUGCAAUUCACAAAUCGAGUGAAGAAUCAGAUGGACCUAUAUUAGAUUGUGAAUCAAAAGUUAUAAAUAAUUCUUUAAAUACUAAUCAAAUGGACCCGGUCUGCAAAGCUGUUGACCUUUUAAAAAUCAGCCAUGCUACACCCAAAAGUAUCGAUGAGGCAAAAAAGAAACACUAUCAAUUUUGGGAUACGCAGCCGGUCCCAAAGUUUGAUGAAAAAAUUGAAGAACAUGGUCCAAUAGAUGUAGAAAAAACAAUUGAUGAAAUAAGAAAAGAACCUUACAGCUUACCUGCUGGUUUUGUUUGGGAUAAUGUUGAUAUCAAUAACCCUGUAGUGCUGAAAGAAGUGUACACAUUACUGAAUGAGAAUUACGUAGAAGAUGAUGACAACAUGUUCAGAUUUGACUACUCUCCUGAUUUUUUGCAUUGGGCCCUGCAGCCACCAGGUUGGAAGCCUGAGUGGCACAUUGGUGUCAGAGUACAAAAAAGUUCCAAACUCAUUGGAUUUAUUAGUGCCAUUCCUGCCCACAUCAGGGUUUAUCAUCACAAACAGUUGAUGGUGGAAAUAAACUUUUUGUGUGUUCACAAGAAAUUGAGGGCGAAACGAGUGGCUCCUGUUUUAAUCAGGGAGGUGACAAGAAGAGUCAACUGUUUUGGCAUUUUUCAGGCUGUAUAUACUGCUGGGGUCGUUCUGCCAAAGCCUGUGUCUUCCUGCAGGUUUUUAUUGCUUUUAUUCAUUAUAGCUUAUUUCAGUGCAUUGCGCUUUUGCUCAGGUGCCGAUUUAAUGUACUACUUGAGACCCCAGUUUUGA